AAACCAGCCAAUCAGGUGUCCGAGCGAUAUACACAGCAUGUACUCGAGAUAUGAAGUGGCUAUGUGCGCCAAGAUAAAUCUACGCUAAGAUAUCCUCCGAGUCGUCCUCAUCUGUGAUCGAGUUUCGAACGAGAUCGUGAAGUUCAUCCAACUUCCCUGCAUGUAUCAGCUCCUCCAUAGCCCUUUGCAGAGACGAGUAUGUCCCUCCCAACCAACCACUUUUCUCAUCCCCGCUCAACUUCGUGUUAGAGGUCGACACUUCACUGAAGAUAUCUCUGCACUCCACAGCGCCGCAAUGCAGCUCGCUUCCCGUCCAGAAACUCGUCCUCUUUAUAACCUCCGCCUGUAUCCCAUUUCUCUCGAGCGCUCCGUCUUGCUCGCCCAGCACGCGUUCGAAGAAAAGCUUAGCUUAGAAUCAAUACAGACCGCCUACGAGCAGGAACGUGAAAGAAUCGAGGAAGAAUGGCGCAAGGGCCGUGAUCGUCUCAUGCACUUUUGAGUAGACUCAAAAGCGCACAGAAUGGGCCUAUAACAAGGACAUAUUCUUACAAGAUACCGCUGAAUCACUCACCACCUGAUUUUGCAGAUCCCAAAUGCAGAGGUUCGCGAUGUAUACCCUCCCUCAGCAUGCCAGCACGACUCACUCGUGUUUCCGAUAGUAUAUCUGAUCACAC
This is a messenger RNA of Suillus subalutaceus, 674 nucleotides long. RefSeq lists its product as uncharacterized. Lineage: Eukaryota; Fungi; Basidiomycota; Agaricomycetes; Boletales; Suillaceae. The transcript has a single exon. The coding region runs from base 161 to 499 and encodes 112 amino acids. The record is from RefSeq and is a predicted model, not a curated record.